Messenger RNA from Thermochaetoides thermophila DSM 1495, 270 nucleotides. RefSeq lists its product as uncharacterized. The coding region runs from base 1 to 270 and encodes 89 amino acids. The record is from RefSeq and is a predicted model, not a curated record. The transcript has 2 exons. Lineage: Eukaryota; Fungi; Ascomycota; Sordariomycetes; Sordariales; Chaetomiaceae.
AUGGACCAGGGAUCACGAUUCGCCAACGUCCCGAGCUCGCCCUCGCUGCGGCUGUUUUCGGGUGCUAAGCUUGUCCCGGUCGACAGCACCGCAACAGCCCGGCCUCAACACCCCGCACACCGACCUGGAGCGGCGCAAUCGGCGCUGCCGGCGCUUACAAGAAGGAGGAACACCUUUGGGGAAAAGCCAGACGCCCCCGAUGCGAGCUCCUCGGCGCAUCUAUCCUCCGUCCAGCCCCUCGCCAUCCCCCUCGACGACAACCCCCGCUAA